Zonotrichia albicollis (white-throated sparrow) is the source of this 786-nucleotide messenger RNA. NCBI's taxonomy places the organism in Eukaryota, Metazoa, Chordata, Aves, Passeriformes, Passerellidae. The record is from RefSeq and is a predicted model, not a curated record.
CCGGCCGCUCGCACACGGAGCGCACACGCCAUGGGAGGGACGGCGGGGCGCAGCCCGGAGCGCUGCCGCUUUUUGGACGCAGAAGCGGCCAAGGCGCGGGAGAAGGGCUGCCCCAGGUACCAGCUCUGCGGACUGCUCUUCAGCCUGCUGCUCCUCUCCCUCAUCCUGAUAUUUUUUGGUGUCAGGUACCUCUGGAACCCAGCGCCCAGAAAAGUCUAUGACAUGGAGCACACGUUCUUCAGCAACGGUGAGAAGAAGAAGAUUGUGAUGGAGAUCGACCCCCUGGCCAGGACAGAGACCUUCAGCAGCGGGAAUGGCAGCGAGGAGAUCCUGGAGAUCCAUGACUUCAAAAACGGAAUUACCGGCAUCUUCUUUGUGGGACUUCAGAAAUGUUUCAUCAAAACUCAGCCUAAAGUCCUGCCUGAGACAACAGAGGCCAAGAUCCCUGAGCUUGAGGGACAGGAAAUCACCACCACCUACUUUGAGCAGUCUGUGGUCUGGGUGCCUGGGGAAAAGCCCAUUCAGAACAAGGAGUUCCUGAGGAGCUCCAAAAUCUUUGACAUCUGCAAAAACGUGACCAUCUUCUGGAUCCACCCCGCGCCAAUAGCAGCUCCUGAGCUGGCCAACCUUGAAGGGGCAGAAGAAGAAGAGCCUGAGCUGCAGAUGGACAGCCAGAGCUGGCUGGACGAGGGGAAUGAACACAAGGAGCUGGAGGAGAGCACACGGGCAGGGCCCAAGCGUCGGGCACGGCAGCUCACCGAGGAGGAUCUGCCCGUCAAUGACUAC